Messenger RNA from Lodderomyces orthopsilosis Co 90-125, 1179 nucleotides. RefSeq names its product protein phosphatase regulator (gene SHP1). The record is from RefSeq and is a predicted model, not a curated record. Gene Ontology annotation, cellular component: nucleus; cytosol. Lineage: Eukaryota; Fungi; Ascomycota; Pichiomycetes; Serinales; Debaryomycetaceae. The coding region runs from base 1 to 1179 and encodes 392 amino acids. The transcript has a single exon. Gene Ontology annotation, biological process: membrane fusion; nuclear membrane reassembly; autophagosome assembly. Gene Ontology annotation, molecular function: ubiquitin binding.
AUGUCAGAAGAGAACCCACAUAUUGCCGAGUUUAUUUCAAUUACUAAUUCCUCGAAAAGUUUGGCAGAGCAGUAUUUGCAGAGGAACGAAAAUGAUCUAGUUGAAGCUAUUGAAGAUUAUUAUGCCAAUAGUGAGCAUGGACAACAACCUACAGAACAACAUCAGCCACCAUUUUUUCCCCAAGGUUCGACAUCCAACCGCUUGGGCACUUCGUCAAGAACGAAGAAAGCUCAAGGUGGGAUCAAAACGUUUCGAGAUUUGAAUAAUGAAGACGAUGAUCUGGAGGAAGAUAGUACCAGUAACAAUUUCUUCACUGGUGGUGAAAAGUCAGCGUUGCAAGUGGAAGACCCCAACAAGGACAAAGGCAAUGGAGACCAAAAUUUGAUCGAACAGAUUUUCCAAAGAGCAAGGGAUCAAAUGAAUACACCCGAUGACCGUCCUAGUGCUCAGCAACUACAAAGCUCUCACGAAACUGCGCACUUCACUGGAACUGGUUUUAAAUUAGGUGAUGGAACAGUACCAAGUGAACAAGUUGAAGAUCCGCAGGCACAAGCAAGAAAAUUGUUGAACCGUUUUCGUCCAAAAAAGGUCAAUCGAGAAAUCACAUUUUGGAGACAAGGUUUCACUGUUGGCGAUAGUGAACUAUACAGCUAUGAUGAUGAGAGAAACAAGAGGAUAUUGAGCGAAAUAGAGCAAGGAAGAGUUCCCAUUGCUAUUUUGCAAGUCGACCCUGGAGAUGAUGUUGAUGUAACUGUGUCAAAGAGGACGGAUGAGGAUUAUGUCCCACCAAAGAGAAAAAUUGGCGGAUAUCAUGGUACUGGGCAUAGACUUGGAUCCCCAGUCCCUGGCGAGCCCAUUGUUACCCAAAACAAGGAAGAAAGUGUGAAGGAAACCAAAUCAGCAGAUACCCCACAGAAGACCACCGAUGAAGGAGAAGGAGACACUGCUGUGCAAAUUAGAUUCGCCAAUGGGAAAAGAACCUCGCACAAGUUCAAUUCUGGUGACUCGAUCUCUGUGGUAUAUGAUUUUGUGAGAAACCACGAGUACAAUGCCGAAAGUGCCGGUAGAAAUUUCACUUUGAGUCAUGCAUUUCCUGUUAAGCCAAUUGAAGACAGUAAUGAAGUAUCAAUUGGUGAUGCGAAGUUGAAAAAUUCCGUUAUAGUGCAACGAUGGGUAUAG